Molecule: messenger RNA, 2508 nt
Organism: Blepharisma stoltei
Lineage: Eukaryota; Ciliophora; Heterotrichea; Heterotrichida; Blepharismidae
Source: the annotation of a GenBank genome assembly
AUGAACGAAUCUUUUCUUUCGAUUGGAAAACUUAAGGAGAAAUUUGAAUCGAUUAAGCAUGAUAUAAAAACAAUUGAAAUGAAAAAACAGAUUAUUUUAGCGAAGUCUGCGGACGGAACAGAAAAUACAAGAAGCAAAUCAGUGAUAAAGGUGAAUGAAAUAAGGGAGAAAAAAAAGAGAAAUUUCCGAUUAUGGAAUAAUAAUGAGGAGAAAUUAGUGAUUCAGCAGCUACCAGAAUUUAAAAUUCAGCUAAAAGUAUUGGAAAAUGAUUUAUUUGACAGAGAGUUAUAUGUUGAAAUGAGAAGAGAAAGCAAAAAGAUGGAAAGAAAAGUUAAGUCGCUGGAAAAUGAUAAUAAAAUUUUGAGCGAAGAUAAUGAUAAAUUAAAGAAAGAGAUAGAAAUUAUGAAGGGAAAAAUUAAAGAGAAUGAUAAUUUGUUGAUUAUUGAACAAAAGAAAACUGAAAACACAGCUAAAUAUAAUGAGAAGCUAAGAGGAAAAAUUGCAAAAUUGAAGAAAAAACUAGAUGCUGCUAAAGAAAAUGACCAAAAUAGCGGGAAUAUAGUAAAUAACUCUAAGCUCAAUGAAGCUUCUACUGGAAAUCCUUUAAGCGAAAUAAGAUGCAUCAUGAAUAAUUGCUUAAAACCAUCUACUAACCCAAUUAAAAAGACACAAGCAAAAACUGAAAGCUUUCAACAAUUUAAAACCUCCCAAAAAACUCCAUCAAUGGCUAUAUCUAACAUUGAUCUCUCAACUCUUUCGUGCAUCCCUCUCUCUUCAGAUUCAUUCGAUAAAGAUACUCUAAAUUUCCCUCCUUAAAUGAAACAAAAACCAUUGGAAUAGUCCCUAUUUUUUGGGUAAAAGCCCAACUUUCAGCAGGCAAGCAAAAAUUUUUAUAUAUUAAUUUUUUAUAGAAAUAAUUUGAUAUAAACGUGAUAAUUAUAAUUUAACAUAUCUGAAUAAUUCUUUUAAAUUUUAAACAGCUUAGAUCCUAAAAUAUAAAUUUUUAAAAUUAAAUUAAUUUAUCAUUUUAAUAUCCAUAGAUUAGAUUAGAUUAACGCUAGGUAUUUAAGGUCCCCACUACGUCCGAGGAAGCAUUCUACGGUUUCCCGUAUGGUGGCAGAGCGUUCACCAAGCCCGAGCCGAAACCCCCGUUUCUCGGUAGAGGCAUCGUCAAGGGCCGUCUCAUACCGGCUUUGCUGACCGCCUCCAUUUCCAACUUGGAUCGUCGCCUAAGUUUACGCCAACACUGCCGCGUCGUCCGCCAGAUCUGCCCAUUGAAGGGCACCUUUUAAACUGGAGAAACCCCCGUUUAGUUGUCUAGCUCGCCUUCCCCUCUUUUCCGGUCAUCCCGAGAAAGAACUAAACAGCUUUCGCCAUUCGGGGCGAGCCACAAAAGCAGCUUAGGCAGGUAAGUCGCCCUGCCUCAUUUCGGGCACUCACUGGGCUGAGCGCUGCUGGCAAAAAGAAUUCACGAGUAACUGCCCAUGGGUCUGGUCACAAAAACAGCGGCUUUUGCGCUUAGACCUCUCGCUUCGAGGUCCCAGACGUUGUUGGGCUAACUCCUGGCUCCAAAAACCAUGCCCAGAUAUACAUGGGUAACCACCACUGAGAGGGUGGGUCGGUCACCGUCCGCCAUUUUAUGUAUAUAUUUUUAAUAUGCAUAAAAGGCCGGUUAUGAGCGACCUAUCCACUCAGUGGCAGGCACGUAUGCAUAUCCGGACAUAGUUUUUGGCACAAAGAGCUACUCGAGGGUUGGGCUAGCCUCGAAGAGAGAGGUUCAGCACUAUUUCCGUUGAAUACAAUGAAUAGCAGCCUGAUCCGAGAGGCAGUUUUUUUGCAUCUUUAUGCCAGCAGCGCCCAGUUCAGGUUGGGUGUCGAUAGAGGCAAGCAACUUACCUAGGCUGGCUUGUGGUCUGUCCCGAAUCGCGCAAGCGAUUGAACUUUUCUUUUAGUGCUGAGCCAGAUGAAAAUGGGGAAGACAGGUAGAUGAGAAUCUCAAGGAAGACAGUUUCCAGUUAAAAGGGUCCCGUGCUUGGGGCGGGUCUGUUCUCUAAGCAGGGUUGGGUGCAUUGGCUGCUUGGGCUGGAAAUUGAGAUUCCCGCAAAGUCCAUAUGACCCUGACCGUGGAGAGAAAAUGCCUCUACGAGAACCAGGGGUUUCAGCCCACAAGUUAACUGUGAAACGCAUGAUGUUCAGGAAGUGUGGACAAUAAAUACGCAAACUUUAAUCUAAUCCAAUUUAUCCUUUACAAUUUUUGUAUAUUUCGGGGAAAAAAUAAUAUAAAAAUUAAAAACAAAAAAUUAAUCCCUUUUGUUAGCGAUCAGGAUCGAGGGAGUAAGCACAUCCGCCCAGUGCGAUAUUUUCAUCCCUCCUCUUCCUCCAAAGCCUUCAAAAAAGCCAGUAGAAGAUGUCUCAUCUUACCAUUCUUCAUUCCAAGAAAAGCGCUCAAUUCUUCAAAGUCUCCACACUUCAGAUUAUUUUCUCCCUAAUAAGAAAUCCUAUCUGUAA